Astyanax mexicanus (Mexican tetra) is the source of this 1300-nucleotide messenger RNA. RefSeq lists its product as uncharacterized. The transcript is spliced from 3 exons. The coding region runs from base 45 to 1142 and encodes 365 amino acids. The record is from RefSeq and is a predicted model, not a curated record. NCBI's taxonomy places the organism in Eukaryota, Metazoa, Chordata, Actinopteri, Characiformes, Acestrorhamphidae.
UGCAGCAGAACGUCUGUCUGACAGCACUGAGGCAGGAGGCAGAAAUGAUUAAGCUGAGGAACAUGUCUGUAAGUCUGCUCCUGCUCUGGAUGGUAGUGAACAUCCACACUGCUGCCGGAUCUGCUGGAGAGAUUCUCAGUGAACUCAGUGAGAUAAACUCUGAAAGACCACUAAACAUCAGACCUGAGGUCAGUGUGGAUGUCUGUGUGGGAUGUGCUGCGGAUCUACAGUGUGACGAGAGCAGUGAAGGAUUGGUGAAGUUGUGGCAGACCCCCUUUGGAUCAUUUGGAAAUGGGCUGUUUUUUAGAGAAAACGACCCAAUUAACAUAAAUAACAGAACACUGAGAAUCCCAAGAGCCACUUUCAGCCAUAUUGGACUCUACCACUGUCGAAUGGUGGACAACAGAGGAACAACAGUAAUUUCAUACAGAGUGAAUGUGGUGGAUAAAGACAUAAACGGCCCGGAAAGACCGAGAUUAGCCAGAGAAGCCCAGGAGACAGGAGGACAUGAGCUGGCAUCGGGUGUGGUACCAGCAGUGCUGGUGUCAUUCAUGGUCGCCUUCACCCUUGGCGCGUUCAGCAGAUCCUACGUCAUCAAGUGCCUCCAAAAAACAGAGGCCAGGAUGCUUCCGAAACGAAGCUUUCACUCACGCAGAGCAGCUGGCAUUGGUCCAUUCAGAAUGACCAGCAGGAUGUCCUCCUUUUUUAAAGAUUCUGGUGCUUUAAAGGCAUCUAGACCCAAUAAAUCUCCCCCAAAAUGGUUCUGGUCCAAGAAAGACAACCAAGAAUCUACAGUUGAGGAGAUUGAGGUUGUAGAUGAAGCACAAACCAAUCCAGAACCAGAUCUACAACCAGAACCAGAGCAUCAAGACGAAGAACCCUCUACCAUACAACCCAAACGCAGAAGUAGAGUCAUUAAACUCUACAACUACGAUGAUGAGGGUAAGAGAUUCGACCAUCUCACAGAUCCGGAGGUGGUGAUGUUGGAGCAGGAGGAGGUCGAACCCAAACCCAGACUCAGAGUGAUGUCUCUGACCCGACUCAGCACCAUCAUGAGCCAAGUGGACACUCCAGAUCUGUCUACAUACAGAAGAUCACGAGAUAACACCCCAUCUAAACCAGAUGAGCCUCCUCAGGAUUAGUUCUGGAGGGUUAACUGAUUAAUCAAAUGUCAUUUACUAAUUUAAUUAAUCAUAUUACUGUUUUAAUGCAAUUUUCAAAAUGGAAAAAUCAAGACAAUUUGUUUUCUUUUUUUAAGAAUGUUUUAAGACCUCAAUAAAUAUAAUUUAAGGUCCCAAAA